Myxocyprinus asiaticus (Chinese sucker) is the source of this 875-nucleotide messenger RNA. RefSeq names its product glial cell derived neurotrophic factor a (gene gdnfa). The transcript is spliced from 3 exons. The record is from RefSeq and is a predicted model, not a curated record. NCBI's taxonomy places the organism in Eukaryota, Metazoa, Chordata, Actinopteri, Cypriniformes, Catostomidae. Gene Ontology annotation, molecular function: growth factor activity; receptor tyrosine kinase binding; glial cell-derived neurotrophic factor receptor binding. Gene Ontology annotation, biological process: negative regulation of neuron apoptotic process; positive regulation of branching involved in ureteric bud morphogenesis; peripheral nervous system development. The coding region runs from base 138 to 875 and encodes 245 amino acids.
GUGCUCUUUCUGAGGAUACCGCACGGAUACUUUUGGAUCUGUAAAUGUUUGGAGAUUAUCUGGGAAUUUGGCUUUUCUCCGAAGCGCUGGUCUGGAUGGGCCACAUUUAAGCUUCCCGCAAAGGAACUGAGUCUAAAAUGAAGUUAUGGGACAUUCUAGCCACGUGUUUGUUGCUCAUGAGUGCCGUUUCUGCACGUCCGAUCUUCCACAAACCGCAGCCUUCCAAAAGAGCCGUCAUCACAGAAUGGCACAGUAAGACUCCCGCUCUGGACCCCAUCAUCGGCUCCCAACCUGAAAACACUCACCUAAAUCAAGCCUCCAGUGAGGAACAAAAUGACAUAAACGGCCUUUACCCGGAGCAGUUUGAGAACGUAAUGGACUUCAUCGAAGCAACUAUUGGCCGAUUGAGGCGGUCGCCGGAGUUGGAUGUUGGCUCUCAAGCGAAGAGGGACAAAGGACGACAGAAAGGAGCAACAAACGGCGAGAGGGGCGAACGGGGACGAGGAGACAGAAAGAGAGGUCGUGCACGUGGUGGUGGCCGAGGGGGAAAGGAAAGUCGAGAUGACAGGGUCAAAGGUCAAGGGCGUGGUUGCCUGCUUAAAGAGAUCCACCUCAACGUGACGGACCUGGGGUUGGGUUACAGGACCAAAGAGGAACUGAUAUUCCGCUACUGCAGUGGUCCCUGUUACGAUGCUGAAACGAACUAUGACAAAAUCCUGAACAACCUGACCAACAACAAGAAGCUUGACAAAGACACGCCCUCUCGGACUUGCUGUCGGCCGAUCGCUUUCGACGACGACAUUUCGUUCUUGGACGACAGUUUGGAGUAUCACACGCUAAAGAAACAUUCCGCGAAAAAGUGUGCCUGCGUUUGA